Messenger RNA from Galeopterus variegatus (Sunda flying lemur), 277 nucleotides. RefSeq names its product ubiquitin-like protein ATG12. The transcript has 2 exons. The coding region runs from base 1 to 225 and encodes 74 amino acids. Lineage: Eukaryota; Metazoa; Chordata; Mammalia; Dermoptera; Cynocephalidae. The record is from RefSeq and is a predicted model, not a curated record.
AUGGUGGAGAAACCAGAGUCUGUACUUCCCUUUCCUCCCUCAACUGCUGCUGGCAGCAAAGGACUGACAGAGGUCUCCCCAGAAACAGUCACUCUGGCGCCUCCUUCUUCCACUGCAGUCUCCCCUGGGACAGAGGAACCUGCUGGAGACACCAAGAAAGAAAUUUAUUUAUGUGAAUCAGUCUGUUGCUCCUUCCCCAGACCGGGAAGUUGGAACCCUCUAUGAGUGUUUUGGCAGUGAUGGUAAACUGGUCCUACAUUAUUGCAAAUCUCAGGCA